This is a messenger RNA of Somion occarium, 1106 nucleotides long. Lineage: Eukaryota; Fungi; Basidiomycota; Agaricomycetes; Polyporales; Cerrenaceae. The record is from the annotation of a GenBank genome assembly.
ACUCAUUGUAACACUUGUCUCCUAAUUCCAUCGAGCUUGAGCUGCAGUAUCUGAAAGCUCGUUUUGUGUUUUGGAGUAGUCUCCAAGUUUGAUUCCGAAUUGUCGUUUUCCACUAAUUGACAUCGAAAUGGCUCCAAACAAGAACAUUGAUCGGUCUUAUGACCAGUGCAGCUAUCGACUAUGUGGUGAGAGUCGAGAGACGAUGGGAGCACGUUUACGUGCCUGUAGUCGGUGUAAAGUAAUGCAUUACUGUUCCAAAGAAUGCCAGAAAAACGACUGGCCCAAUCAUCAGAAGGCAUGCAAGGAGAUGGCGCACGAGCGAGAUAUCGUCAAUGCCCAAUUUAAUGGCGAAUGUGUCUACCAAUAUUUCUGCCGAUGGAUCCAACGCCAUUGGCCUACCCUCAUUGACGCCCUCCUUGCCAUUCUGGACAUUUCCACAAACCCUACUGCCCACGAGAAGAGGGCUUUACAAGUUAUGGUAUCAUACAAGGGAGGAAAUGCUGGUAGUACUGACGUUGCGUCGUGUAUGGAGGUCCAAAUGGUAUCUCCUUUCGACCUGGAACGUGCAAUUCGGAAUGAGCCUGCUAGGUAUGAACCUUUGUUGGCAUACCGCAAGCGGUUAGGCGAAGACGUGAAGAGGGUUAGGCCGUCGACGUAUGAUGCGGGAAUCAUUUUCAUCGCUCUGGUCACGCCUGAGGGAGAGUGUAUCACAGUGAGGGGCCUGCCGGUAACAUUUGAAACUAGCGAAGCACUCAAGCCAGUGCCCAAAGGGUGGCAGCAUGCGAUCAUGGCGAAGUUGUCUUGUGGAAUCGUAGGGUUGGACGUGGACGUGCUCGCUGCAUGAUAAUUGGAACCGGAGGAUGUCAGUAUGUCUCAUAUUUGGCUUUGAUAACUUAUAAUUAUGUCUCCUACCAUUAUUCGCUUGCAAGGCGUAAGAUACUAAAUGUAUUCCUGGUAGAUUACUCCGCUUCAUUCAAGAGAUUAUCACGUCAGAAUCUUGCCAACUUAUCAAUGUAAAUCGUCUUUAUGCCUGGAUUCGAAUUUCGCGUGUACGCCAUCCUGAAGACCAUAAUAUAUGAUCAUUGAACGUUCGACUCUUUGACUGU